Andrographis paniculata is the source of this 819-nucleotide messenger RNA. Its product is annotated as senescence associated gene 20-like. The transcript has a single exon. The record is from RefSeq and is a predicted model, not a curated record. Lineage: Eukaryota; Viridiplantae; Streptophyta; Magnoliopsida; Lamiales; Acanthaceae. The coding region runs from base 193 to 522 and encodes 109 amino acids.
CAAAGCUCAAAGAACAAAAAGAUCACACCUUCCUCAAAAGAGCUGGCGCCAAUUCUUGAAGAUUCUAGAACCAAGGGGGCGGUUGCCGCCCUCUACGAUGCCCUCAACCGCCGCGACGCCGACGCCAUCCAGAAGCUUCUCGCCGCCGACCUCGAGUGGUGGUUCCACGGUCCGCCGGCGCACCAGUUUCUGAUGCGAAUCCUCACCGGCGGCGAGCAGGAAUCAGAUUUCCGAUUCGUCCCCCACAGCAUCUCCGCCUUCGGCACCACCGUCGUCGCCGAGGGCUUUAACCAGUCCGGCGACAUCGCCUGGGUCCACGCCUGGACUUUGACAGCCGACGGUGUGAUCAUCGAGGUCCGGGAGUACUUCAACAGUUCCCUGACUGUCACGCGGAUCGGCGUGACAGACCAAUCAGAUAGCUCGGCUGCGGCGCCGGCGCCGGUACAUUUCUCCUCCGUUUGGGAGAGCAGCCUUUCUAAUCGGGUCGGGAAGUCCGUACCCGGCCACGUGCUCGCUAUCUGAAACGAUGCCGUUUGGACGCUACGGUCACGUGCCUCUAACGGUAACGGCAAAUUGAAUUGCUAAACUGACGGUGUGCGUUUGUUCUUCUGUGAGAUAUCACGUUGUUGUUAUAUCUACGGUUGAGAUUGAUUUUGGAGGGUGUAAUCAGGUGCGUGUGAGUUUCGGUGUGGGCGAGAGGAUCCCCAAUGAGAUGAUAAAGAAUAAAAAGAAAAAGGCAAUUCCACCGGAUUUUACGAAAUUGAACAAAAUUCUUCGUACUUUAAAAAUUGUGUCAAAUUUACUUUUGAUUUCAUAAAU